AUGGCAGAAAUUCCGGAACCAGCAAAUGACAACACCAACAAAACCCUCCGGGAUAUGAUGUUUCUGAACAACCUAAACCUCCGGCCGUCAGCUAUAGUACUAUCGGAGAUCACUGGAAAUUGGGAGCUGAAGCAUACACUGAUUCAAAUUUUGCCCAAGUAUAGUGAUAUGCCCGGGGAGGACCCUCAAAGGCAUCUCCAGGACUUUGAGAUGGCAUGUGGAACAGUGCGCACCGCAAGUCAAGCACUUGCCGAGUACAUCCGACUCCUCACUUUUCCGUUCUCUCUAUUAGAAGGAGCGAGGGAGUGGUUGUACGAUUUACCCGAAGGAAGCAUUCGGACCUGGCAGGAGUUGCAGAGCAAGUUCUUGGAGAAGUAUUUUCCAGCCGCCCGAAUCCAAAACUUGAGGACCCGGAUAAGCAACAUCAAGAUGAGAUCGGGAGAAAUCCUCUACGAGUAUUGGGGGAGGUUCAAACAAAUGUUGGCCCAAUGCCCGCAACAUCAAAUACCGGAUCAUGACAUUAUUCGGUAUUUCGUGGGAGGACUUCGAAGGCAAGACAUGCAAUGGUUGCACGCCGCCUGUGGAGGAUCGUUCCUAAACAAGUCUGCAGCGGAGGCUUUCAAACUCAUAGCCGAUAUGGCCGAGGAAUCAAGGGAUGAGGAAGAAACAAUAGUCAGAACUGCUCCGACACCAAACCCUUCUGCCCAAGACGAUAAGUUGGAUAAGCUAUGCAACAUGUUUGAGAAAUUCAUGACGAACCAAGAAACAUCCAACCAAGGGACCCCCAACAUCCGGAAACCUAUGAAGACAUGCCAACUUUGCAUGGAAAAUUCACAUGCAACUGAUGAAUGCCCACAAUUGUUCAAAGAUGAAGAACUUAAUGCCAUUGGGCAACAACCAGGAGGAAAUAAUGGGGGUCAGCAUCAGAAACCCUUCGAACCUUACAGGCAGCAAUACAACAAUCUAGGGUGGAGACAGCACGAAAACCUCAGGUACGGCAAUAACAACUUUUUGGGACCAAACCAAGGGCAAACGAGCAAUCCACCACAAUAUUCGCAACAACCUCAACAUGCAAGAAGGUCCUCCUUGUCAAAACUUGAGCACCAAAUGGCGCAACAACAACUGAAAUUCCAGCAAGAGACUGAAAAAUUCAUAAUGGAGACAAGAGGAGGGAUGCAGAAUGUGAAUGCCCAAUUGUCACAUCUUGCCCAAGCGGUAGCUCGACUUGAAAGCAAACAAGGGGAACUUCCGUCCCAAGUGGAGGUGAAGAAAGUAAAUGCUAUGAUACUUAGAGGUGGCAAGGAAUUACCCGAGGUUGUUGGAAAGAAAAAUCAAGAGAAACCAGAGGUUAGUGAGAAAGUUGGAAUGGGAUCGGCAGAUGAGGAAGAACUUGCCCAAGAAAGAGAAACCAAGAAGAAGGCAACAGGGAAAGACAAAGAGAAAUUGAGCCAGGCUGAGCCCAUAAUCCUCUUCCCAGGCAGAAUGGCCAAAGAACAGAAAAAGGAAGAACUAACCGAAUUGGUGAAAAUCUUCAAAAAGGUGGAAGUCAAUAUGCCUCUUCUGGUCGCACUACGCUCUAUGCCCAGAUGUGCGAAAUUCCUCAAGGAACUCUGCACUCGGAAAGUCAAAUAUACUGAUCAUGCCAAGUUUCAGGUGGGCGAGUUAGUAUCCGCAGUCUUACAAAGAGAUAUGCCCAUAAAGUGUGGGGAUCCAUGA
Molecule: messenger RNA, 1716 nt
Organism: Salvia miltiorrhiza (redroot sage)
Lineage: Eukaryota; Viridiplantae; Streptophyta; Magnoliopsida; Lamiales; Lamiaceae
Exons: 1
Coding region: 1-1716 (571 amino acids)
Source: RefSeq, a predicted model, not a curated record